AUCAGUAUCAUCUAUUAAAGGAUAAUGGCCUCCCAACAAUGAUUCAGAUUUUGGCUGAAUCCCAGGAUGAGGAUCUGAGCAAAGCAGCCACAUUUGUACUGCAAAACUGUAGAAAUUUAACUAAGCAGAUGUCUGACCUCUUUGAGCAAUCUAAUGGAAGCAAUACAAAAUCACCAUCCAACAAAGGCACAGCAAUAAAGACUAUUACAGAUUGCUGGGAAAAAGCAGAAAACAUUAUACAGAGAAUAGAAAGACUUGAGAGACAGCAUAAUGAGGAAAGAAUAAAUUGUCAGCCAUCUGUAAAUGAUGACAAAGUACAGGGCCCUGUUAAAAUAAUUGUCUCUGAAGAUCGGUCUAUAGAAGAGAUCAGCAAAACAAGCACAGAGCCAACAAACUUGAAGGUUAAAUUUCAGCAGCAAAAUGGGAUACUGGAGUCUGUAACGGUUUCCAAGAAGCUUAUGGAAACUGAACAGAAAAAACAAGAAUCAGAAGUUGCAACUAGUGAUUCAUUAAACCCUUGCAUACCAAAUAAAGUGGAUACAAUUCUAAAAUCUGUUACUGCAGAAAUAAUUAAACUUUCAGAAGAGAUGCAAACUGAAAAUGAACAAAAGAGAUGCUGUGCUCUGGAAAGCAGCAACAUAUUUAAAUGUCCGGUUUCAGUAACGAAAAAGAAGCAACUAAAAGAAAACAUGGAUACUGAUACUCUAGCACUAUGCUCUGACAUAACCGAUGAAGAAGUUGGCAGCCUUCUGAGUAUUCCAGCUUCUGCUAAAGUAUUUCGAUGUUCAGGCUGUGUAGCAGUAAGCUUGGAGAUGAACAGCAGAAAUUUCAGCAAGAUCCUCCACAGCUGUCCCUACCAGUGUGAUAGACACAAAGUGAUGCUGAAGGCCGAAGAUAGAUACAAAAGUGAAAUAAAGGAAUCAAUAACUGGCAACAAGGAGGGGUCUGUGUCUUAUAAAAGUUAA
This is a messenger RNA of Protopterus annectens (West African lungfish), 965 nucleotides long. Its product is annotated as telomere repeats-binding bouquet formation protein 1-like. The transcript has 6 exons. The record is from RefSeq and is a predicted model, not a curated record. The coding region runs from base 39 to 965 and encodes 308 amino acids. Gene Ontology annotation, biological process: meiotic attachment of telomere to nuclear envelope; homologous chromosome pairing at meiosis. NCBI's taxonomy places the organism in Eukaryota, Metazoa, Chordata, Ceratodontiformes, Protopteridae.